AUGCUGGACUGGAGAUUGGCAAGUACGCAUUUUAUCCUCGCUGUGACAUUGAUGCUGUGGAGCUCAGGAAAAGUGCUCUCAGUGGAUGUAGCAACAGAGGCUUUUGAUUCUGGACUCAGAGAUGUGCAGUCACCACCCAUAAUGAGGGAAGGGAAAUCAGCUGCUGAUCUGGCAGCUAAACUUAUGCUUCUUGAUGAACUUGUGUCUCUGGAGAAUGACGUGAUUGAAACAAAGAAAAAAAGGAGUUUCUCUGGUUUCGGCUCUCCAAUGGACAGGCUCUCAGCUGGCUCUGUAGAUCACAAAGGCAAACAGAGAAAAGUAGUAGAUCAUCCAAAAAGGCGAUUUGGUGUUCCCAUGGAUCGGAUUGGUGGAAACCGGCUUUCAAAUUCCAGAGGCUAA
This is a messenger RNA of Pteropus alecto (black flying fox), 399 nucleotides long. RefSeq names its product osteocrin (gene OSTN). The transcript has 3 exons. The record is from RefSeq and is a predicted model, not a curated record. Gene Ontology annotation, molecular function: signaling receptor binding. Lineage: Eukaryota; Metazoa; Chordata; Mammalia; Chiroptera; Pteropodidae. The coding region runs from base 1 to 399 and encodes 132 amino acids. Gene Ontology annotation, biological process: hormone-mediated signaling pathway.